Mycena indigotica is the source of this 2787-nucleotide messenger RNA. RefSeq lists its product as uncharacterized. Lineage: Eukaryota; Fungi; Basidiomycota; Agaricomycetes; Agaricales; Mycenaceae. The record is from RefSeq and is a predicted model, not a curated record. Gene Ontology annotation, cellular component: plasma membrane. The transcript is spliced from 12 exons. The coding region runs from base 1 to 2787 and encodes 928 amino acids. Gene Ontology annotation, biological process: intracellular magnesium ion homeostasis; magnesium ion transmembrane transport. Gene Ontology annotation, molecular function: magnesium ion transmembrane transporter activity.
AUGCCGCGUCGCCCUCGCCCUGCAUCUAGGAAUGCACCCAAAGCCAAAGCUUCGAGCCCAGUACUCCCUGUAGACGAGCCGGAGUUGAGCGACGAACAUAGCGAAGCUUCCGAAGAUGGUGAAGCAGAAGAUGCAGAUGCCCCGCGAGUUGUACAAUGGGAGGACGAAGCUGAGGGUACUUCCAGUGAGGAUGAAGAGGAUACUGCUCCACCAACACUAAAUUCACUUGAGCAAGACCUGUCUGCUCUCCCUCUGGGUGCCCUUGUCAAGGCACAGCGCGCCCUCAAGCAUGCGGAAGUCAGCGAAGAUGAAGACGAAAUGAGCUCAAGUGAUGAGGAGGAACCUGAUCUCGAGCCGUCUCAGAAGGGGAAGGGAAAAGAGCUUAAGCCCGAAUGGAGCACCAAACCCCGACAUGACAUUCCGAAACGGACCAGCAAGCAUGCACCAACAGAAGUAACGUCAAAACGACCUGUUACUCGACGACGGAUAGUGGUAGAAAGUGAUAAAAUUCAACCGCGCGAUCCUCGGUUCCUAUCUUUUGCGGGACAACUUGCCCCAGAAAAAUUCCAACAUAAUUAUGGAUUCCUUGCGGACUCACACAAAACUGAGCUCCAAACCUUGCGGGAGAAUCUCAAGUUAGCACGAAAGCGAGUGGCCUCAUCUCCAAGGGAUCUAAGGGAAGAACGGGAAGCCGAAGUUCAAAGACUUGAAAGAGCGGUCAAGCGUACAGAAAGCCUUGUCAAUCAAGAUCGCAAAGGAAAAAUCGACCGGGAUGCAUUAGCUGCGCUGCGGGAAACGGAAAAGGCCAAGCAGAAGGAUGGUAAAAAGGCGUGGUGGAUGAAAACAUCGGAGAAAAAAGAGGUUAUUAUGCGAGCCCGAUACGAAGCACUUGCGUCUGAGGGAGGGAGUCGGGCAGUGAAAAAAGCGAUAGAAAAGAAGCAGCGCAAAAUUGGACAAAAGGAAAAGAAAUCGCGGCCAUUCGGGAAGGGACUAAAGCGAGUGAGGAAUGACGAGGGAGUGGGCCGAAUAACCACCAUGUCUGCUAGUUGGGAGGACGACUCGGACAUCUUCAGAGGAGAACCUCCUCAGCGGUCGCCUUCGCCAACUCCCAGCAGCCAAUCUUCAGCCUCACGUUUUGGUCGCUUAGGUGCGAUUGCUGCUGUCGUGGAGCUUGCAAUCAGUCGUUGGGCAAAGAAUGAAUCCUCCAGUGAUUCAUCCAGCUCUUCUUCUUCAUCUCAUUCACGCAGAACCAAGUCGGUCUUCGAAAUCUCCAGUCGCAUUGCCCUCUUCCACGCUCGUGAACAUGUCCGUCAGAUACCCCGCCAUUUUGCUCUAUACCUCCCCCCUUCUCUCGCCCAUGGCGAGCCUAUUUGCCGUACCACCGACCUCUCUUCCAUCCUCACUCAACUACAUGCCAUGCUGCAAAAGCCUAGCACACGGCGUCGGCAACGUUUGGACUACAUGCUUCCAGACCAACUCCCUAAUAGACUUGGAGCACCCAGCCGUGCCGCCUCUUUCACCGAUCUCACCGGCCUAGCAAAGGGAAAACACAAAGAGGCAAACCGCCCCAUGCCUAAAGCUUGGUUCUUGGAGGUGUCUUCGCCCACUUGGGACGACUUAAGCGCGAUUGGCAAGCUCCUCCACCUCCACCCUCUCACGCUAGAAGACAUUUUAGUCAAGGACGACCGAGAGAAGGUCGAACACUUUGACAAAUUGGGCUACUAUUUUUUGUCGUUCAAGGCCAUCAAGAGCUGGGAUGCCCGAGAGAUGGAAGGAGACGAGGAUAGCCAAGGAUCCGUCGCCGAAAGCAACAUUUACCUCGUUGUCUUCAAAGAGGGCGUAUGCUGCUUCAGUUUUACCGAUGUCUCAGAACACACUGAUCGUGUCCGUAGCCGCCUCCUGCGCUUGGACUCUGCUGCAAAUAUGACUUCAGAUUGGAUUGCCCAUGGCAUAUUAGACUCUGUUGUCGAUUCGUUUUUCCCUUUCCUCGCCAACGGACUCGAGAAAGAAGUGAUGCUCAUAGAAAACAUCGUAUUCUCUGCUACGGAUUUCCCGGCGGUUACUUCUGAACCAUCGCACAGCGAGAAGUCCGAAGUUUCGGAGAAGAAUCCUCCGCUAGUUGAAUUGGAUGAAAAAUCGCUUGCUCGAUUGGAGAGGAUUCAUCUUCACCCUCAUCGUUCGUCCUUGAUGGUGAAUUUACGAUUUCCAAAUCUUCGAUGGCGCUGGUGGUCCCGUCCUCCGAAGAGUCGGAUCAAGCCAAACACAUCGACUUUGCACCGUAUGGCGAGAGUUCGUCGGCUGGUCACUUCGUUGGCCCGCCUAUUAUCCGCCAAGGGCGAGGUGGUUGCACAACUGCGCAAGCGCCUUCUAACUCCGCCGCACGGUGGUUCCCCAACCAGCGAGAGCAUUGAAGUUGCAAUAUACUUUGGAGACGUGCAAGACCACAUCAUCACCCUCGAGACGAGCUUGGCCCACUAUGAGCGGAUGCUCAGCCAGUCUCAUCCGUUGUACAUCUCCCAGGUCAGGACAGCUGCCGCAACUUCGAAGGGCGGAACCGACAAGGCCCUUGUCUAUCUCACUGGCGUCAGUAUAGGCGUCUUGUGCAUCCAGACCAUUCAGGGGGUGUUUUCGAUUAAUGUGACUAUUCCACGGAAUGCUUUGAACGGACAUCGCUACAGUAUGUUUGCGAUUGUUCUCUGUUUGGACGUUCUUAUUCUAGCUGCAUUCGCUCAAUUGCUCUAUUAUUGGUGGGACAAGGCGAAGAAGAGGAAACCCGCGUCUCUUUGA